CAUCGUCUACCGCUAUCGAGCGCCGGGAUCCUCCAAUCCCUUCGCCUCUAGUCUGACGUCUUCCUUGCGUUUCCGCAAAGUUAUGCAUUGCUUGGGACAAAUUUAAUGGCGUAUUAUUUGCACAAAAAUUCUGGCUACGUUCGGGUUUCCCGACGUAACUGCACAUAAAACUGGAAUAACCGAGGGGGCCCCGCCUGGGACUGGAUGCGACCGCAAUGGCUUCCGCCCCUCCCCCUUCGGGGGAAGGGGCAAGCCAACACAAGCAGCAUACUGUGUUGCUCAGCAGGGCGCGCGAGCACCAGCUUACCAGCAAGUAUGGGGCAGCAGGCGGCAGCAGCGGCGGCGGCACGGUGGGCGCUGAGGGCAGCGUCACCAUUACCUUCGGCCUGCAGCACACCGGCCACACGCCAGGCAGCGCCGCUGACAUGGUGGCCAUGCCGCUGCACACCGACAUUGCCGCGGAGGCAUGCUGCUGGCAGCGCGCGCAGCUGCCUGAGCAGCAGCGCAUGCUGAAGCUGUACGGCGACACCAUCGUCAGCAUGGACGCGACCUACAAGACCACUAAGUGGGGCUUCCCGCUGUUCCUGAUCACGGUGGUGGACAACCACGGCCACGGCUAACUGAACAUAAAGGUCGAUCGCACUGUGGACAUGGGCGCGAGCGCAACCGAGGUGGUCAGCAGCUUGGAUCCGGAGCAGCGCUUCUACACGGUCUGCAUCAAGUCGGGCACGUGCACUUGCGGCGACUGUGUGACGCGCAACGUGCCGUGCAAGCACAUGUUCAUGGUGCUGGAGGCGGAGGCGGAGCCCGCCCUAACAUUCGCAGACCU
Chlamydomonas reinhardtii is the source of this 829-nucleotide messenger RNA. RefSeq lists its product as uncharacterized. The transcript is spliced from 3 exons. NCBI's taxonomy places the organism in Eukaryota, Viridiplantae, Chlorophyta, Chlorophyceae, Chlamydomonadales, Chlamydomonadaceae. The record is from RefSeq and is a predicted model, not a curated record. The coding region runs from base 216 to 620 and encodes 134 amino acids.